AUGCUGAACCUCCGCAGCGUAACCGACGUGGUCUUCGCCGUCGCCGUCACCACGUGGAUAUCCGCAUCGGCUUGCGUAGCGUUGGAAUCGUCUGCCACCUGUCGAUACAAACCCGACUGGACCAGCCUGGACGCCAGACCGUUGCCCUCGUGGUACGAUCAGGCCAAGUUUGGGGUGUUCAUCCACUGGGGAGUGUACUCGGUGCCGGCGUUCGGCAGCGAAUGGUUUUGGAUGAACUGGAGAGGUAGGAAGGGCGCAAACUAUGUAAACUUCAUGACAAAAAAUUACAAGCCAGGUUUCACGUACCAAGAAUUUGGUCCCCAGUUCACUGCAGAGUUCUUCGACCCCAUGCAAUGGGCCAGUAUCAUCAAGGACUCCGGUGCAAAAUACGUAGUCUUGACCACUAAACACCACGAAGGUUACACGUUGUGGCCGUCGAAAAAAUCAUUCGGAUGGAACUCCGUAGACGUCGGACCCCACAGAGAUCUAGUAGGUGACCUGAGCAGAGCCAUAAGGAGUUUAAACAAGACUCGGUUUGGAGUGUACCAUUCAUUGUACGAAUGGUUUAAUCCGCUUUGGCUACAGGACAAACAGUCGAAUUUGACCACCCGCACAUUUGUGACCGAGAAAGUCCUGCCGGAACUUUACGAAUUGGUGAACAAUUAUAAACCAGAAAUCAUAUGGUCAGAUGGUGAAUGGGAAGCGCCAGACACCUACUGGGAUUCGUUGAACUUCCUAGCGUGGCUCUACAACGAUAGUCCUGUCAAAGACACGAUAGUGGUGAAUGACCGAUGGGGUGGUGAUACACUGUGCAAGCACGGUGGAUUUUUGACCUGUGCGGAUAGAUAUCAACCAGGAAAGAUUGUUGGACGAAAAUGGGAGAACGCCAUGACAAUUGAUAAGUAUUCGUGGAGUUACAGACGGAAUGCUCGAGCAUUAGACGUGUACUCGAUACAGAAUUUAAUCGCCCAACUAGUCGAAACCGUAAGCUUUGGAGGUAAUUUGUUACUAAACAUUAGUCCUACCAGUGAUGGAAUGAUUCCCCCGCUACACGAAGAGCGUUUGUUACAAAUCGGCCAAUGGUUGUCGGUUAAUGGUGAAUCUAUUUUCGGCAGCAAUCCGUGGUCGACGUGUCAAAACGAUACACUACAACCGCACUUGUGGUACACACGAGGAAAAAAUUCUUCGACCAUUUAUUCGAUUGUUUUGCGAUGGCCCGAUGGUAAUUUACUCAAUUCUGCGUGCCUGGACAAAUUAGAUAUCGAAUCCAUCGUUAUGUUGGACACACAAAGUAAACUCAAGUGGAGUCAAAAGACAGAAGGCGGUUUGAUGAUUAAGCUAGAAGAUAAAUCUAAAACCAAAACAGAGUGGGGCUGGGCUCUACGGGUUACUUUGAAUCCUUAA
Molecule: messenger RNA, 1404 nt
Organism: Macrosiphum euphorbiae (potato aphid)
Lineage: Eukaryota; Metazoa; Arthropoda; Insecta; Hemiptera; Aphididae
Source: the annotation of a GenBank genome assembly